Molecule: messenger RNA, 2211 nt
Organism: Penaeus vannamei (Pacific white shrimp)
Lineage: Eukaryota; Metazoa; Arthropoda; Malacostraca; Decapoda; Penaeidae
Source: RefSeq, a predicted model, not a curated record
AGGACGCCAGAGCUGGCCCACAACAACCUUUCUUCUUGUUCCUCAUAAGGUCCGACGACGGCGAUGGCGGCGGCGCGCUCGGAGGCGUCGGCCAAGCUGCCGGCGCUGUCGCGGCAGCUGCGCUACACAGGCCUCUUCACCUCGCAGAUGGCGCCCACGUCGCGCGCCUACUGCAUCCUGCUGAGCUUCUUCGUGGGCGUGCUCAUGCUCACGGCCGGCUCCGUGUUCUACCACGUGAUCCUGAUCCGCCCCAUGAGCGGCGCCCACCCCAUGCACACGCCCCCGCUGCCGCUCGCCGCAGGCCUCAUCCUCGCCGGCGCCGCCACCGUCCUCGGCUCCUGCUUCGUCGCCUGGAGGUACGGUUUCGACGACGGGGACGACAGCCUUGAGGACGACCUGUACUCCUUCACUAAAGACGACGUCCUCGACCAGCGCCACCAACAGCAACUGCAGCAGCACAGCAGCAACUACAACAGCAACAACAAUACAGCAGUACCAGCACCACCACAGCAACUACAGCAGCUUCAACAACAGCAACAACAGCAAUUACAGCACCAACAGCAACAGCUUCAACAGCAGCAGCACCACCCACAGUGUUGCCCAUCCAACAGCAAAAUACCCCCUGUCUGAGCCUUUUAAUCCCAAGAACCUCCCACCUUUCUUCAGGUUACCCUCAAGUGUCUCUCUCGGUCUCAUGGAUCGCCAUGCACUGUACCUCUGCUUAUCAUUACGGGCAAUAAAUGAUAGUAGAGCGAGAUAGAUAAGAGAGAGAGAGAGAGAGAGAGAGAGAGAGAAGAGAGGGAGAGAGAGGAGAGAGAGAGAGAGAGAGAGAGAGAGAGAGAGAGAGAGAGAGAGAGAGAGGAGGAAGGGACAUAAAGGUCAAAGGCUUUCUCUUGAUCGACUCUGAAACAGCCUCGGAAUCUUUCAAAGCUUCGUUAAAAGUUGGAUGACCUUAAUAGGCAGCCGUUUAUAUUCGUGACACGACCCUUACGAUUUGGAGAGAGGCAAAAAAAAGAUUGAAAAAAUAUAUAAUUCAAAAUGGAAAAUACUCUCUGAUACUAUAUAUCAUACGAGAUUACUCCAAUGUAAUGAAUUCGUGUUAACUCAGAUCGAUCUUUUUACAAACUUUUCUUUUAGACAGGGUUAUACUGGAACCCUGAGUAUAUCAUUAUUUUCACUAUCAGUAUCAUAAUAAUUUCCCACACACUUGUAAUUAAUCACUGAGGUUCCUGAGGCAUUUCAUAACACCACCUAAUGAACGAGAAAUAUUGUCAUUUAUAUUUUUAAUGACAAAAUGCCCAGAAAAAAUAUAUUUCAUUUCAACAUAAGUGACCUGACCUGACCUGACCCUUUGACCUCCUAGUUCCGUGUUUUCUCUGUUAAAACACGUCAUUGGAUUUUGCCUCUCUCUCUCUUUCUUUUCUUCUUAUCAUUAUAAUUUUACUUUUUGUGUAAUACUCUGUCGUGUCUCUCAGUGAUUGUAGUUAUUUUCUUAUCUGUAUUUAGGUGUCUGUGCUUCGUGGAAUGGGAUGUCAGUUAUUCUUAUUUAUGGCUGUGAAGUAUUAACAAAAAUAACUGUAACAAGGAAAAGAUUAACAGACGAGGAUAAUCUUAAUGGAAUGAAGCGAAGAAGAAGAAGAAAAAAAAAUAAAAAGAUGUUUUUGGUGGAAUGAAGUGAGGAUAAAAUGAUGUUCUGAUGGAAUGAAGCGUGGAAAGAAAUCAAAGAACAUUUUUUAUGGAAUGUGGUGAGGGGAAAAAAAAAUGUUUUUGAUGGCAUGAAGUGAGUGAAAAAAAGCUGUUCUGGUGGAAUGAAGUGAGGAAAAAUGAGAAUGUUUUUGAUGGAUUGAAACGAGGAAAAACAAGAAAGAAUGUUUUGAUGGGAUGAAGCGAGGAAAAGCAAGAAUGUUUUUGAUGGAAUGAAGUGAGGAAGGAAAUGAAUUGAAAUUGUACGAGAUUGUAGUAAAUCGUAUUAGAUUGUAUUCCACUGUAUUCAUCUGUAUUAAAGAGAGUGAAAUGGAAGAUAAAUAGAAGGAGGAUUAAUUCAAUAGGCUUAAUUAUAUCAUGUUCCCGUUUCUGAUUUUAAUCGUCGAAGCUUAAUUCCAUUUUCUUGUCUAGUUUAUUUUUAUAAUUAAUUUAGUUUACAGUCGUAUAAUUAUUAUUUGCAAGCUAGAGAGAGAGAGAGAGAGAGAGAGAGAGAGAGAGAGAGAGAGA